AUGUGUGUCAUCGUUUCGUUUGAACAGAGUGACAUUCAGGAUCAAACUGAUUCGGUAUUGGAAGUGAAAUUGGAAGAUCUCGAGAAUCGGUGGCAACGACUGCAGGCUACCUAUGAAGGUCUCAUGCUAGCUCCAAGGAAUGUCAAUACCAAAGACUUCCGGGAGAAUGCUAGAAUUAAUUUCAAUGCUAGCUCCGAGGCCUAUUACACGGCGAGGUCCCAAAUCCUAGAUAUUCUAAGAAUGUCAGGUGGAAAUUCUCGCCAAAACGCGAGACAUAGCCUUAUUCCCGCUUACAUUCCCCAGCCUUCGGUUAACCACUCUUCUCAAGAUGUUGCUAACAGUUACAUCAAAGUCCCGCCAUGUGAUACAGAGGUAUUUAAAGGAGGUUACGAAGAAUGGCCGUCAUUCCGUGACAUGUUCACGGCGGUUUACGUCAACCAUCCGAAAUUGACAAGAGCUCAGAAAUUGUAUCAUUUGCGGAACAAGACUAGGGGUGCGGCCGGCGACAUAGUCAAAAGAUACACUCUUUGCGACGAAAACUUCGAGCUCGCUUGGAGUGCUCUAAAGGCUCGCUAUGAGAACAAGCGUGUCUUAGUAGAUAAUCAAUUAAAGAUUCUCUUCAACAUUCCUUCAGCUUCUGUGGAGAACAGUGAGGCAAUUCACAAAAUUCAAUCCACCGUGAGUGAUUGUCUCUGCACUCUCAAGACUCUUGACGUCAAUGUAGAAAGCUGGGAUCCCAUACUGCUAUACUUGGUUUCGACCAAGCUGCCAGAUGAAACGCUGGCUCUGUGGAAACAAUCCCUCAGAUCUCAUCGCGAUCUUCCUACCUGGAAUCAGCUCGAUGAAUUUCUCAUCAACAGGUAUGAAAUCGUGGAACGGCUCUCGAGCAUAAAAGCCACAAAGACCAGAAGUUCGCUCCCGUCUCAAAGCAGUGGUAAGAUUCAAACUUAUCACUCGCAAGAAAAGCUAAGCUCUUCUUGCCCCCUGUGCAGUUCCGACCACACAAUAAGGAGUUGUGAACAGUUUCGGAAAUAUACUGCACAACAACGCAUAGAUUUUGCAUACAAACACAAAUGGUGCAUAAAUUGCCUCUCCUCAUCUCAUCUCAAGACAAAUUGCAAGAGCGUGAACACUUGCAUCAUUUGUCAUAAGCCACACCACUCUCUGCUUCAUCUAAGAGGUAAGCCAGAAGAAAAAACUGAGGAUAAUACAACCCAUUCUGGUCACGAGGAUGACAAGGGUCAAAUAAAAUCUUCUGGCAUAAAUUCAAGAAACACGUCUCAUAAUGAGGCUCCCUCAACUUCAGCCGCAAGGCGAUCCUCACAAGUUCAGGUCAAUUUUUCGGCCAACAACGACAUGAUUUUGUUACGAACAGCUCCAGUUCGUGUUGAACAUCAAGGGGAGUUAUUUACGCUAAGAGCUCUUAUUGAUCCCGGGUCUCAACGAACCUUUAUAACACAGAGAAUUCAGAAGCGCUUGCAAAUUCCCACUUCUAAAGCGCAUUUUGAGAUUUUUGGAAUUGGCGAGCAGACUCAGACGUCGAAUAAAGAAUGCCAACUAGUCAUUGUUGCGGAGAAAUACGAUGUCCGCUUUUCAGUCUCGGCAAUAGUAUUGCCUAAAAUGACAAAAUGGCUUCCGUCCGUCUCGUUCGAAAUCUCAAAUCCCUCAGAGUUGGAGGAGCUAGAUCUGGCCGAUCCAAAUUUCAAUAAAUCCGCUCAAAUUGACCUGAUUUUAGGCAAUGAUUCGGAACGAUUCAUAAAUAUUGAAGGUAUCAGGAAGAAUAUAUGUGGCGAUACCUCGGCAUACAUUACAGUUUUUGGCUGGGUAUUGAGCGGUCCAAUGCAAACUGAGAGAAUUUUCUCAUUUUCCACAAACGUGGUUGAAUCCGAAGAUGUGAAAAUAAGUGAACUUCUGAGAAAAUUCUGGGAGCUAGAAGAGGUACCUCUGGCUCCCCCUCUUUGCAAGGAAGAUCAGUUUUGUGAAGAGUUCUACUGUAAAACUACGUCCAGAUCCCCGGAUGCGCUAGCUCAGUACAAUCGGAUGGAGACAAAGCUCUCUGAUGAUCCCGAGCUAAACACCGAGUACAAUUCGGUGUUAAACGAAUAUAUUUCUCUCGAUCAUGCUCAGGAGACCUCGUCUCAGGAGAUUAACUGCGGUGGAAAAUACAAUUCCUUUUAUCUCCCUCAACACGCAGUUGUCCGAGCAGAGCACACUGGGCCUACACUACAAACCGAUUUGACAUCUGUGAUCCUCAGCUAA
Messenger RNA from Stomoxys calcitrans (stable fly), 2259 nucleotides. RefSeq lists its product as uncharacterized. The record is from RefSeq and is a predicted model, not a curated record. The coding region runs from base 1 to 2259 and encodes 752 amino acids. Lineage: Eukaryota; Metazoa; Arthropoda; Insecta; Diptera; Muscidae. The transcript is spliced from 3 exons. Gene Ontology annotation, biological process: proteolysis. Gene Ontology annotation, molecular function: aspartic-type endopeptidase activity.